CUGACCAAUCACGCGCAGCGAUUGGUUUUGCUAAUCGUCGUGAUCCACCUCCCCGGGGGAGGGGGGUUUGGGGGACAACGUUUACAAAUGGGAAUAGGGUACGUGGGAGGGAUAGAUCGUAUAGCCAAUGAAAUCUUGUGGCGCUAAUGGGCGGGGUGAGGCCGCUGCCAGGUUUAGGGCGGAAGGAGCUUCUCUGGAUAAGAAGGGGAACGUAAGAUGGCGGCGGAAACGCUGCUGUCCAGUCUGUUGGGGCUGCUGCUUCUGGGGCUUCUGUUACCCGCAAGUCUGACUGGCGGUGUCGGGAGCCUGAACCUGGAGGAGCUGAGUGAGAUGCGUUAUGGGAUCGAGAUCCUGCCGUUACCUGUCCUGGGAGGGCAGAGCCAAGCUUCAGACGUGGUGAUUGUCUCCUCUAAGUACAAACAGCGCUAUGAGUGUCGCCUGCCAGCUGGAGCCAUUCAUUUCCAGCGUGAAAGGGAGGAGGAGGCACCUGCUUACCAAGGGCCUGGGAUCCCUGAGUUGUUGAGCCCAAUGAGAGAUGCUCCCUGCCUGCUGAAGACCAAGGACUGGUGGACAUAUGAAUUCUGUUAUGGACGCCACAUCCAGCAGUACCACAUGGAAGAUUCAGAGAUCAAAGGUGAAGUCCUCUAUCUUGGCUACUACCAAUCAGCCUUCGACUGGGAUGAUGAAACAGCCAAGGCCUCCAAGCAGCAUCGCCUGAAACGCUACCACAGCCAGACCUACGGCAACGGGUCCAAGUGCGACCUCAAUGGGAGGCCCCGGGAGGCUGAGGUUCGGUUCCUCUGUGACGAAGGUGCAGGUAUUUCUGGGGACUACAUUGAUCGUGUGGAUGAGCCCUUGUCCUGUUCUUACGUGCUGACCAUUCGGACUUCUCGGCUCUGCCCCCACCCUCUCCUUCGUCCCCCACCCAGUGCCACUCCCCAGGCCAUUCUCUGUCACCCUUCCCUGCAGCCUGAGGAGUAUAUGGCCUACAUUCAGAGGCAAGCUGACUCAAAGCAGUAUGGAGAUAAAAUCAUAGAGGAGCUGCAAGAUCUGGACCCCCAAAUGUGGAGUGAGACCAAGUCUGGGGCAGUACCCCCAAAGAGAACAGGUGCAAGCCCAAGCAAGGAUGACAGUAAGGAAUCGGAUUUCUGGAAGAUGCUUCACGAGCCAGAAGACCAGGCCACAGAGGGAGAGGAGGUGCAGGCUGAGGAGCAGGACCCAAACCCUGAGGCAGCAGAUCCAGCUCCAGGCUCUCCCAAUGAUUUUCAGAACAACGUGCAGGUCAAGGUCAUUCGGAGUCCUGCGGAUUUGAUUCGAUUGAUAGAGGAGCUGAAAGGUGGAACAAAAAAGGGGAAGCCAAAUGCGGGCCAGGACCAGCCUGCAGAUGAUGCUACAGAAGUCCCUCAGAGGGAACCAGAGGUGAAGGAAAAGAGUGAUGGAGAGCAUCAGAGUGAGGCAGAAGAAGAGGAUGAUGAGGAGGAUGAAGAUGAAGAUGAGGAUGAACGGCAGUUACUGGGAGAAUUUGAGAAGGAACUGGAAGGGAUACUGCUGCCAUCAGACCGAGACCGGCUCCGUUCAGAGGUGAAGGCUGGCAUGGAGCGGGAGCUGGAGAACAUCAUCCAGGAGACAGAGAAGGAGCUGGACCCAGACGGGCUGAAGAAGGAGUCGGAGCGUGAUCGGGCAAUGCUGGCUCUGACAUCCACUCUCAACAAACUCAUCAAAAGGCUGGAGGAAAAACAGAGUCCAGAGCUGGUGAAGAAGCACAAGAAAAGAAGAGUUGUCCCCAAAAAGCCUCCCCCAUCACCCCAACCUACAGAGGAGGAUCCUGAGCACAGAGUCCGGGUCCGGGUCACCAAGCUCCGUCACGGAGGCCCCAAUCAGGAUCUGACUGUCCUCGAGAUGAAACGGGAAAACCCACAGCUGAAACAAAUCGAGGGGCUGGUGAAGGAGCUGCUGGAGAGGGAGGGACUCACAGCUGAAGGGAAGAUUGAGAUCAAAAUUGUCCGGCCAGGGGCUGAAGGAACCGAAGAAGAUGCACGUUGGCUGACUGAUGAGGACACAAAAAGCCUCAAGGAGAUCUUCUUCAAUAUCUUGGUGCAGGGAGCUGAAGAGGCCCAGAAGGAGCGCCAGAGGCAGAAAGAGCUGGAGAGCAAUUACCGCCGGGUGUGGGGCUCUCAAGGCGGGGAGGGCACGGGGGACCUGGAUGAGUUUGACUUCUGAGACCUCCACUGCAAUUGGCCCUCCAAGGAGUCUAGAGUCUUCCUAGACUGGCCUGCCUCCCCCACACCUCCCCACCCCUAGGACCACUGAAGGCAAACAGCAGGGCAGAGCUGGGCUGUGGACCUGGUGGCCCCAGCUCUGGGGGUGUGGAGGGCCAUGGGGUGAGUGCUGCUGCCCUCCAGCCUCACCAGGCCUGGGAGUUUUGCUCUCCCGGGCUCUUCCCCAUUCCCCUUGCUUUCCUCCUUGGCUUUUCCUGUCAUCAUCCCCUAACAAUAGGAUAGGAUUCUUUCCUUCUUCCCACCUAGAGAUUCGGUCAGGUCUUUUGAGUGGAGUAGGGUAGAGAGAGCACAGACAGUAGGACAGUUUGGCAGGCCCGCAGAAAGCAGAUGGCUUCAAUUCCCGCCCCCGUUGCUGUGUGGAGUCACUUCACCCCCUUCCCUUGGAUUGCCUUGGGAUUUCCUUCUCCCCUUCCCUGUCCACACUGUCCCCUACAAUCUGUGCUUCUGAGUUGAGGAGCUUUCACCUCUGUUGCUGAGGAAAUGGGAGAAUGUUGCCCAUCACCUCCAACACAAUCCCAGUGAAAAAGGUGGGGUACAGAACCCACCAUGUUCUUGAACAAUCAGGUUUCAAAAUAAAGAACCGGACCAUCAA
Propithecus coquereli (Coquerel's sifaka) is the source of this 2871-nucleotide messenger RNA. RefSeq names its product osteosarcoma amplified 9, endoplasmic reticulum lectin (gene OS9). The transcript is spliced from 15 exons. NCBI's taxonomy places the organism in Eukaryota, Metazoa, Chordata, Mammalia, Primates, Indriidae. The record is from RefSeq and is a predicted model, not a curated record. Gene Ontology annotation, biological process: retrograde protein transport, ER to cytosol; endoplasmic reticulum unfolded protein response. Bases 217 to 2220 code for a protein of 667 amino acids. Gene Ontology annotation, cellular component: endoplasmic reticulum lumen.